AUGGGCUGCCUUGGCGCCCAAUCUGCCCUCGCGAUCCCGGAAUGUGUCUGGGAUCCUGAGAGAAUGCGAGAGGCAAAGGAAAAAGGCGAGGUCUCGGAUCUGGAGAGGAAGUGGGGUAAACCGCCUCACCUCUUCGUUCUCUCAGAGCUGGUGCAGAUGGUUCCAGUUGUUAUUUCUCGUUGCUGGGUAACCGUUUUUUGUUUUUGUUUUUUUUUUAAUUCAACUACGGCGGCCGGGAAGGGGGAGGCACGGCCUCGCCCGGCGGCCACGGACCGUCUUCGCGACCGAACGGCUUGGGAGGGGUGGAGCCAGGCCUCCCCGCCCCGCGCAGGCCCCGCCCACGACCCCGGCCCCGCCUGGAGUCCGCGCCCGGAGUUCCGCACCCGGGUGUCGGAUCCUCGCCAACAUGGUAGUACCGGGAUUUGUGUUUGGGCUGGUCCUGCCUUUAAUCCUGCCGGCCGGCACAAGUGCAGGUCGGUCAAAGGAGUUGACGUAUGCUUAACACUGUGCCUGCCCCAAGUAAGCUCCCCAGUAAAACAUGUUGGUUUUCGCUUCGCCUCAUACAUCAAUAAUUACAUGGUGCUGCAGAAGGAGCCUGCCGGGGCAGUGAUUUGGGGCUAUGGCACAUCGGGGGCCACCGUGACGGUGACUCUGUACCAACAGCAGGAAGCCAUCAUGAAGAAAGUGACAAGUGUGAAAGAAAUUAACAGCACAGAGUGUAAAUACUGGUAA
Messenger RNA from Leptonychotes weddellii (Weddell seal), 732 nucleotides. The record is from RefSeq and is a predicted model, not a curated record. Lineage: Eukaryota; Metazoa; Chordata; Mammalia; Carnivora; Phocidae.